Schistosoma rodhaini is the source of this 4610-nucleotide messenger RNA. NCBI's taxonomy places the organism in Eukaryota, Metazoa, Platyhelminthes, Trematoda, Strigeidida, Schistosomatidae. The record is from the annotation of a GenBank genome assembly.
AUGUCGUGCACACCACCUUGUUUGAAAAUGAGCACUCCUAAUCUACCGAAUGGUAAUAUCAGAUCUGGCUUACCUUUUGAGUUAUGCCGUUCUGACUACUCCCUCCCGAUAACGGUCAUAUCACAAGCAUCACCCUUAGUUUCCGUUCCUAGAAAUGUAUUUAAUACCUAUCCAUCAAGUACACAAUCCAGAGGCAGUAAUGUCCUACAGAAACCUACCGUCAGUAAUUCAACGUCAAAUUUUUCUUUAGCCACUACAAGUAACAUUGCUCAGUCAAAUGCCAACACUUUCGCAAAUUACCCAGCAUUUAACAGUAUUUUUCAAACACUUUUACGCGGAACAAAUCCAUCUCAAGUUACCAUUUCUCCCCCAAAUGUCUCAGGUUAUGUUAAUACAGUGGCAGGACCGAAUGGAAAUCUGUUCACUGGUUUUCGACCUACGCAACUAUCUUAUCAGCCGAAUAUACGCAUCACUGCGCCUGGAAUUAUUUCGUCUGGAUCCACUCAUGGCACAGUAAACUCAGUUGCGUUGAGGUCAACAAACUAUACCACACGUAACAGUGUUAGUUCCACAUCGACAUGUACAACCACGGCCACUACAACUUGUAAUUCACUGACUACCAGUCGUACAGCCAAUCCAUCCGUGGAAUCAUUAUUUGUGUCAAGUAAUCUUGUUCCAGUUUCUGACUCAAUCAAUCGAACGCAAAAAUUGGGUGCUACGGCUUUUCUUCGAUGGGCGGAAGCGUGUACACGGUCGUUCAGAAAGGAGCGGAUUUCUGUUUGGCCUCGAUGCAAAGCCGAUUCAGAUGCAUUGCAUGAAAUGAACUGGAUUAUUUCUCCUCCUGGUCUUUUAGGCAUUUAUUCUGAAUCUCCUUUUUUACGACCUGUAGUACUACUACGCCGUGUUCAGUUUACUGCUCCUGGAAAUGUCAAUCCAAAUAUACCAGAUACUGAUAAUAUGGUCCGUUCUCUGCGUGAAAUGGCUGAUGCUAAAGUAACAAAGUAUCCAGGUUUCGCUCCACAAUUUCCACCUUCCGCAGCUUCUGUAGGUUUCACAACAGACUACAUGACCUACGUAUUUACGUUAGAAUUGGAGCGUCAAGUUGUCAAACUACUGCGUCCUAAGACUGGUGACCAUUCAGAAUGGAGAGUAGUUUUAAGGCUUGGUUGGGCUACGACGGAUUUCUAUGUUCCAAGCAAUGUAUCCUCGGUUGCUUCAUCUCGGCGAGCCCUUGUCUUAGAGGCAUUACCUCGUUGUCUUUCUAUUCGUGUCUCCGGUCGACCCGUACCCCUACCUGACCCCAUUUUUCAUGGUGGUCAGGCCCAACGUCUUGGAAAGCGCCUACGUUUAUCAAUUGAUAUAACAGACAAAGUACUCUUGAAGUGUGGUUCUGCAGUUAGAAACAGAGUCGUCGAUAUUGAAUUGACCUGGUUGCAUGCACCAUUGGAAGAUCAGUCUGUAGGACUUUUAAACUUGGUUGCUGAUGGACUGGUUUCUCCAUUGUUAUGUCAUCUAAUUGGGUUGCCUCUAGUUCAAGUUACACUUGAUCGGGCUUAUUCAGUUUCAGAUCUUCGAAAUACUUUUAAUUUAGACAAUCCAGAAGCCCACAAAAAUUUCAUUAAUGGACCUUUCUUAGAUCCUAUCGAAUUUCCAUCAUUAACAGUAAAUGCAGAUGGUUCAGGAACUUUAGAAGAUCAUGGGGUUUUCGGAGCUUAUGACAAUUGUUUGCCACCGACAUUCUCACUUCCUGCUGAUGAUACAAAGCAUGAACUGAAAUCUCGGCUUCAAAAAUCGUCUAACGAUAGUGAUUUAUGUAUUGAAGAUGGUGACGUUGAACUUGCAGACUACAUCCCUGUGUGCUUAUUGUGUCCACUGACUCGGACAAGAAUCGAUCUUCCUGUACGAUCGUUCAAUUGUUCACAUCUUCAAUGUUUUGAUUUACAUUCAUAUUUAACAAUCAACAUGCGAAGACCUCGUUGGUCUUGCCCUAUUUGUAGUAUCUCUGCACCAUUUCGUGACUUGAGAGUAGAUGAAUUUUUUAUGAGUAUUUUGAAGAAUCCCCGUAGUGUUGAUGUUGAAUUUGUUCAGUUGGAUGGAAAUGGUGAUUGGCAUUUAAAUAAUCCUAAUGACGUUAGUCCAAAUAGUUCAUUCAUCACGGAAUCUAAUCAAACAAAAAGUGAACAGAAAAAUGUUGAAGAGGAGGUAAAGGCUUCUAUUACAUUGGAAAAACUUGAUGUACCUAAUGAAAAAGCCAAAUUGACUACUGAUAAGUCAAAUGAAUCCGAAACAAACACUGUGGAUGUAAACAAUACACAUAUGGACACAACAGAACAAGUAACUAACGAUAAUCAAAAUAAUACUAUUAGUAAUAAUAACCAUUAUCAGCUAGAACCUGACGUAAUUAUCUUAAGUGACGAUGAUGAUGAUCAUAAUGAUAAUAAUAAUAAUGAUAUAAAGGAGGCGGAGACAAAUCUCCAAAAUGACCGUAAUAAUAAAAGUAUCAAUCAGUGUCCACAAAAAGUUGACAAGCUUAAAACCACUUGUAAUAACAGUCAGAAAAAUGACAUAAAUAAUGGUUUUCCAUGUUUAAAAGAAAAAAGUAUUAUCUCAAGUAAUACGCAGUCUACACGAACUUUUACGCUUGAAAUUGAUCUGACAAAUGACGAUUCAGAUUCUUCAUCACUCUGUGAACCAAAUAACAGAAUAUUGGAGGCCCCUUUUACUACUGAUCAUAUUGUCCCGACAAAUGAUAUUCAACAGUCGGAUCUUUCAUCUGACUUUAUUCGUACAAGAGAUGAAAUUCGAUUUGGUAAUAAAGGUCCGUUAAUAGUGAUUAGCCCGUUACCGUCUAUAAGUAUUCCCAAUUCUUUGUCUGGCUCAACUGAAGAAAAUGAUUUAAAUUCACAUUUAGAUGAAUUUACCGCUAUACGUAAUGAAUUGACUAUGGAUCCCAAACAGAUUUCACGUGCAGACAGUAAUUGGCCUCCAGGACUUGUACAAACUAUGCUGAGAACCUCUAAUAGUUCCUUUAACAAUAUAAAUCAGUUUGAUAUCAAUGAUUCUAAAUCUGCUUUCUAUCAACGACUAUUGGAAGUAACUGCUCAUCGAGUGAAUCAAACAAUGCUUAAAAGAAAUUCGCAUAUUUCCUUAAAAGAUAAUGAAAAAUUGUUAUAUAACAAGGCAUUAUCUCUUGCUUUUGAUGGUGGUGGGUCUAAGAGGAAAGGAACUUCAACUAGACCUAAUAAUAACAAGGUUAAUAGUAGACCAAAAACAUCUAAGAAGGUAUUAACAUCUGAUUCUGAAGAUGAAUUCCCAGAUAAACCUUGUUCAAUAGCAAGUUCUUCUACAAGUACUGGUCGUCGCAAUGCUCAUAUAAUUAAACAGCAACAAGCUGCUGCAUUAGCACGCCUAAUACAAGAACGAUCUACUCGUAUCAGAAGUACAUCUGAAGCAUCCAAUGAACAAAAUCAAAAAGAAAUUGAAAAUCUCCCUUCAACAAGCAGUACUAGUAAAAAAGUUAAAUCUAAGAAAAAUUCUGUCAUUGCUCAAUCCAAUAAAAAACGUCCUAUUCGUAAGCGACCUCGUCGACGCCGACCUUCAAAUAUAUCUGAUGAUAGUGACUCUUCUAGUCAAUCUUUAUAUACUUCGGAAAUGUCUUGCGUUUCCACUUCAGAACCAUCAAACGAUUCAUCUUUUGUUAAUUCAUCACAAUGUACUGAUGAAGAUGAUGACUUGUCAAUUGACUCAUUCUCAUCAGAUGAUCGAAGCAAAAAACUAAACGCAAACCUAAAGUUACGAUUGUGGAAUACUAUUUAUUUAACUUUUGAAGGUAACAAACUAUGCAAUAAUAUUAUCCUCUACCUCAUUUGUCAACCAAACUUGCAGUAUAACAAGGUGAUAUUAGCUGAAUAUGGCAGUUAUGAGAAAACUGUUGUAUAAAUUAUCUACGAUUAUAUAUUCAGACAAUAAAUAUGAGAUCAUUUUAGAGAUAUCUCACAGAUUAUAACCGUUAAUGUCAUCGUAUAGUGAUUAGUUGAUUUGAAGAAGCUUUCUAUCUGUUGUUUCUAAAAUUAAUAAAUAAUGAAUAAUGAUGAUGAGUUUCUUUUUUUACAAUGGUGGAUUAAAGGAUUCGUAUGAUGUAAAGUUGGACAUUACUGAAUGAUAACAUCCUUCAAACAAUUAUUCUGUCUUAUCUCAUAAUUUACUGUUUACCCAGUAUACUGUUCACGGGGGUGAAACUAGGACCUUCUGUUUCUAACACUGAGUUAAACAUCAUGACCUUUAGUAUUAAUUAGAUGCAUAGUUUUUUUCCAUUUUAUUCACUUGGAAUUUUUAAAAAGAAUAUUAUAAUGGGAUGAAUAUUGCGAAGUUGAAUUUUCGGGACUGCCUUAACUGAAUUUAUGAUUGAUAUAUUUGUUUUUUAAGUAAUAAAUACUUGAAUUAUUGUACUUUUAUAUUCAUCUGCUUGCAAGUUUUCCAUGAUGCAUAAACUGUUGUUGUGUUUUGUAACUUCCUUUGGUUACUGUUAAUUUAUUGAGGACCGAUUACUCAGUUCACUCCCACCUAUGGUGUCAUUAUGCCAUUAAUGUACUUCCUUAAUAAUGACGAUG